This is a messenger RNA of Sceloporus undulatus (fence lizard), 4556 nucleotides long. RefSeq names its product interleukin 17 receptor E like (gene IL17REL). Lineage: Eukaryota; Metazoa; Chordata; Lepidosauria; Squamata; Phrynosomatidae. Gene Ontology annotation, molecular function: interleukin-17 receptor activity. The transcript has 18 exons. The record is from RefSeq and is a predicted model, not a curated record. The coding region runs from base 173 to 1531 and encodes 452 amino acids.
GAUUUUUGCAGUAUUUUGGGGAACAUAUGGUUACCAGCUGCUUCCCAGGAUUGAAGAAUGUGGAGUCACAUGUUCACAGGGAUUUCUUUGCAAAAUUCAAACUGCUACGAAUAUUUUCAAUAGUUUCUGCCAACAUGCUCCAGAUGUUCUUCCUCCUUCUACCCUGAGAAGUAUGAAGCUCUGGACCACCAUGAAGUGUGUGGCACAAAAUCGCUGUUCCCUUUACUUGAGUGCUAAGGGGACACUGCAUCAUGAUGAAAAUAUCCGUGGCAUGGAAAUAUGUUUUCUCUCAGUGGACACUCAGACGUCUAACUGUGUGACUGUGAAGAUUUCAACGAACUUACGUGUAAAACAUGCUGGAAGGAAGGUGAAAGUACAGUUUAAUUGCUUUGAAGUCAGUGCUGGGCAGCAUCUCCAUGUGACCAUGAAAACAAUCCCAAAUUACUGUGGAGUUAAACUGAGUCAAGAAUAUUAUGUUGAAGAUUGCAGAAACAGUGAUGUGGCAAGAAAUAUUCCAGCCUGUUUUGCUGGCAAAAUGGCUUAUGAUGUGGACAGAAUGAAAAAGACCAUUAUGGUGAACAUUUCCGAAGCUGCUCAAGGCACGGACUAUUAUGUCCGUUUAUGUCAUCAGUGGUUUGUGUGUGAGGAUGUGGGGCCAGUCACCGUGAUUCCAGGAAAGGACUUGGUGAAAUCAGUUUCUUUCCAGUACACUCAGCUGCUGCCUUGUCUGUGUAUUGAGGCAUGGCCGGCAAUUUCAGAUGCACGGAGAAUGCAGGUGUGCCCAUUUAAAAAUGAUACUAAAGCCCUGUGGGACAACAUUAAUUAUAAUCCUGUCACACAAACCUUGGCAUGGGAAGCUGCCUGUCCCAUUCAUGCUACUGUCAGCCUUUGUCAGCUGAUGAAAACAGAUGAUGAGUGUGUUGAUCUAGAGAAUACCUCCAGUAGGGCUCUAGAGAAAGUGAAAUACUCUCGGGUUGAUGCCCAUCCAAGACUUUGCAUGAAGUUUACAACAAAGCAUGGUUCCUGGGUGAGAUGCCCAUUUGCACAUGGAAAUUUCCAAGCUUGGAAAAUGAGACUUGCUGUGAUGGAAGAACACACAGAAGUUUCCUUCAUGUCAAACACGGAGGCACAGUUUGCAGUUCUUGUAUGUCACAGGACUGAAUCAUCUUCAUGCAACUCUACUGGAAUACACCAGCCCAUUUCAGUGGGUGGCCUAAGGUCAAUGUCUGUCAACAUUUCAGGGAAAACAUGUGGUUCUGACUUCUGCAUUCAGGGAUGGAGAACAGAUGUGGACUAUUCUAUCCAUUCAUACAUCUGUGAUUUACCCUGCGCUUCUUCUACUCAGCAAGCAGAAGUUUAUGAAAAUUCGUUCACUAUCUUGUCUAUAAUAGCAUUGCUUGCUAUACUUGUGACUAUGACGGCUCUCCUUGGACACAAGCUUUUAUCAGUUUCUCGUAGGAAGAGAAUCGAAGAGAAAAGCAUAGCACACAACAAAAUACAGAGAGUGAAGAACGCUCAGUCUUUGCAUUGAUGAAGGAAAGCAAAGAAUUUAGCAGAAUUUCCAACUCUACAUCAACCUUCUCAGGCGACUGGAACACUUUCCCAUUGCAAACUGGUAUUUUUGUGAAUAGUUCUCACAUACCAGCAAUCCUUAUUGACUUCAGCAAGUCUACCCAUAAGAUCAUGUUUUUACAGAGCAAAUUCCAUCAUAGAAUGAGAAUUCUUCAAUGUGGUGCCUUCUAGAUGUGUAAUGACUACAAACCCCAUCAUCUCCAUCCCUGAAUGGAAAAAAAAACCACCACUCUUGUCAAUUUGUUCUUAAGUGCCCUUUAGAUGUUGUAGCAUGUACUGUAAGAGCUGGUUCUUCAUGGUUUCAUCCCACGGUGUGCUCCUGCAAGCACCUGAAGGCCUGCAACUUCUAUCGUGUAAGGAUAGCCUAGAUCUUUCUGUAGAAUGAACAGCACUCUCUCUCUCACCUAAUGGGUUGUCAACGCAAAGGGAAAGAGGUCUGCAAUCAUCUCUGACCACAUAGUUGUUGUGUACUUUGUAGCAAUGCCAUGGGUGGAGUCAAUGGGGAAGCAGCUCCUUAGUGGUACUGUUAUGUGUAAGAUGUACUUAAGAGAUGCCACUGUGUACAGUUGCUCAGUAUGCUGAGCCUUGCUUUUGAAGAGCAUUUCAUUUAUAAUAUGUCUGUUUUGUAAAAACCUUAGGUCGUCCAUGGAGUUGCUGAUACAUUUUGUAUCAACUUAAAAAAAUGUUCUUUUUGUAGUGCUUUUCUAUGAUUUGAUACUUUUUAAAAAAACUUUUAUGAACAGAAAUCUAAACCUCAGUUCAAAUCUUAAGCGUACUGACCAGGAAACGAGUUCAGUUCAAUUCUCUUGGGACUCAUGUUUAAUUAAGGGUGUUCAUUCUUUGUUCUUAUCCACAAAUCAGUGAGAGUCUGUUACAGAUGUACUUGUGAUGGUCCUAGCAUCUAAGCUACUCUUUUAAGGUCCCUGAUACCAGUACCUUCCAGUGCCCAGAAAUAUUGUGCCAUUCUGCAGUGACUACAUGCCAUCUUGGUCUUUUGCCCAUCCUUCCGCCUUAAAUCCAAAUUAGAAUCCUGCUGUCUGUGUUUUGUGAAGGGGAGGCAGAGAAGCAAAAAUCAGUGAAAGUAAGGAGAAUGAAGUCCAAUAUAAACAAUACCUCAGAACAUUUUAAAAUUAUUGGCACACCUUCUUUGGGCAAAACAGCAUUGUGAUCCAUGUGUGGCCCAAGGGCUGCAUGUUUUUCACUCCUGCCUUGUACUCAAACUAAUUUUCCUUCCAGAAACAAAUUAGGCUGUAGUCCUAUACACAUUUAUAGGGGAAUAUGUACCAUUCAACAUAAUAGAACUUAUUUUUGAGUAUACAUGAGCAGGAGGGCUGGGCUGGAAGGCCCUCUGUGAUUCUAUGAUUUGUUGUUGUUGCUGUUGGGUGUCUUCAAGUCAUUUCUGACUUAUGGUGACACUAAGAGAAAGCUGUCAUUGGGUUUCUUGGCAAGAUUUCUUCAGAUGGGACUUGCCAUUACUUUUCUCUGAGGCAAAGAAAGUGACAUUUGCCCAAAGUUACAGAACUCGCAGAGGUGUGCAUAGAUACAAUUCCAUGCAAAAAAAUGCAAAAAAAAGUGUGAACUACUAAACUGGAAUGCGUGAGUGAGAUUAUUUGCAUAGUCACACUAAAAAAAAAGUCUCAAUAACCCCUCAGUCCAACACAAACCACUACUUUACACUGGCUCUCUAUGAUAGGAUUGCACAGUUUAUAACUUUCUUGAGUUAAUGUGACCUAAUCUAAUGUAACAUAAUAAUAUGCAGGGACUCUAUUUUAUUUAGGACUUUCUCCCCAUAAAAUUGGAGAGUCAAGGAAAGGAAAAGAAAGAAUGGUAGCAACAUAUUGAAUUUGGUCAAUAUUUUAGAAACGAUCUUUGGAUAAGUGUGGUAGCAGUGAGAUGCAAAAAGCGGGGGUCAGCAAGGUGGAAAGAUGGCAGAAAGAUGGUAUCAGAGAUAAAUAUAGGGACACUUUAAGAACAACUUAGAAAAAUUGCACUUUGGACUACAACUGGCUGCAGUCCAUUUGACUGUAUCUGUGGCAUGGGCAUGUCUAUGCUAGCCAGGGGAUUGUGGGCCAAGAAAGUAACUUUUACAAAGUCUGGAUUUAAGGUAAUAUGGAUGCCAGGGAAAUAAUUUCUAGCUGUGACAAAGUAUCCAAAUGGGGGAGAUUAGCGUGUGAGAAUGAUUUUUAUUAGAAAUCUGAAGGAUUUUUUUUAAAAAAAAUCUUUUAUGUACCACUGCCAUUAUUUACACUUACAAAUGACAAUCAUACCAUGAACUCUACAAAAAUACAAAUGUUUGUCAUUUCUUUCUUUCUGUGCAGUCCAAAUUCCUGUCAAACAUUCUUUAUUUCUGAUGUGUAGCAAGGAGUGAAUGUUAAUAGGCAUGAAAAUGGCAGAGACUGAAACCAUGUGGGAAUAGUUAAUUUACUCAGGGAGAUGUUUACAUAGGGGCCUAGAAAGGAUGAAAGCAGAUGAAGAGUAUGAGCGUCCUAGCAACAAAGAAGUCUCUUCCAUCUGUAUGAAAUUUCGUCUCCAUUGUUUCAGAGGGCACAUUUUGGAGAAAUGUGUAAAAUCUAUGGCAUAUUGAUGCUGUUGAAACACAUGUUGCCUUGUUCUUAUGGAAACUGAAUGUUUAAAUAUGAGUGGACAAAAUUUACAUGUACUGAUGUUGCUUAUGAAGAGGUGGACCCAAUGCUGCACCUAGGCUGUUGACUGGGGCUGGUUGAAGUCUCCUUUUGAAACAACGUAGCUGGUUACCCAUCCGCUUCCAAGCAUAAUUCAAAGUGCUGGACCCUGCAUGGAACUUAUCUCCUGAUAUAAGUGGGCCCAAGCUGAAAGAUCUUUCCAGGAGGACUCUCUCUCAGUCCAUCAAUUUCACAGGUGCAGUUGGUGAGGACAUGGGAAGAGAGCCUUCUCAGCGUCUGCUCAGUGGGUGCAUCUGCACUGUAGAAAGAAUGCAGUAUGACACCACUGUAAGUGUUGUAACU